GCGGGCGUCGGACCCCCAGGCGGAGCGACAGGUCUCGGGCCCUCAGGCGGAGCGACAGGUCUCGGGCCCCCAGGCGGGGCGGCGGACGCCGGACCCCCAGGCGGAGCGGCGGGCGCCGGACCCCCAGGCGGAGCGACAGGUCUCGGGCCCCCAGGCGAAGCGGCGGGCACCGAGUCACCAGGCACGACACAGGCACCGCGUCAUCUGGCAAGGCAGUGGGGCUCCAAGUCAACUGGUAUGACCGCGGGCACUGGGUCAGACAUUGGAUCGUCUGACUGGACAGCGGGCAUCGGGUCACCAGGCAUCAAGUCAUUUGGCUCGACAGCGAGCACCGCGUCAUCUGGCAAGGCAGUGGGCUCCGAGUCAACAGGCACGACAGUGGGCACCGGGUCAUCAGGUACCGGAUUGUCUGGCUCGACAGCGGGCAUCGGGUCACCAGGCAUCAGGUCAUUUGGCUCGACAGCGGGCACCGCGUCAUCUGGCAAGGGACUGGGCUCCGAGUCA
Staurois parvus is the source of this 504-nucleotide messenger RNA. The record is from the annotation of a GenBank genome assembly. NCBI's taxonomy places the organism in Eukaryota, Metazoa, Chordata, Amphibia, Anura, Ranidae.